CGCUGACAUCAUGGCCAUCGGGGACAGUAUCCCGGACUAUGUGGCCGUGGCUGUUCAGAAGAACCAGGUGAAGAUGGCAGGUAAGUAUAACAGCAUGGACUGUAUGCGGUGUUUUAUGCACAUGCUUGAGUUUUGCAUGGGCUGCGCGCCCACGGAGUAUACCGAGGAGCUGCAUCAGUGGUUUCUGAAGCGGCAGUGUCGGAAGUAUGGACGCAAUGCUGCGGCGGAGCUCGCGUAUUUUGGCGUGGUGUCCUGCGACAGUAUGACCACAGCAUUGGGUCGUAUGAGGAAGGCUCUAAACACCACGUCUCAAGUGAGUGCCGCGACCAUGUAUGUAUUGUUCUGCGAGACGCGGCAGGCUAUCAAUAGGUAUUCGCUGCAUGGUCUUUGGUAUCUCAUUGAGCAGCAUGACAAGAGGAAGUCU
Molecule: messenger RNA, 424 nt
Organism: Prorocentrum cordatum
Lineage: Eukaryota; Dinophyceae; Prorocentrales; Prorocentraceae
Source: the annotation of a GenBank genome assembly